This is a messenger RNA of Entrophospora sp. SA101, 2037 nucleotides long. The record is from the annotation of a GenBank genome assembly. NCBI's taxonomy places the organism in Eukaryota, Fungi, Glomeromycota, Glomeromycetes, Entrophosporales, Entrophosporaceae.
AUGACGAUCAGCAAAAAACCUACAAAUCACUCUACUAUAAACAUAAGUCGUUUAACAGUAAUGCAUCAAUUUAGUUUAUACACAUUGACAAUUUUUACAAUUUUGAUUCUAAGAUAUGCAAAUUCUGGACCAUUUUUGCCAUUAUCAUGCCAAUUGUUUGGAUCAAAAUGUCCUAUUAAUCCAAACAUUAAUGGAUUUGUUAAACCAGAAUUUAAUGGUGUCAAAGAAGUCUUUAAACAAAAUUUUAUUAACGGUGAUGAUAUUGGUGCACAAGUUACUGUUUAUUAUGAUAACGAAGUCGUAGUUGAUUUACAAGGCGGGUUUGCAGAUUUAAGUACUGGACGUACUUAUAAUGAAGAUACUUUACAACUGGUAUUCUCCAGUACCAAAGUUUUGACUGGAAUUGUAAUUUCUAGACUUGUAGAACAAGGAUUAUUAGAUUAUAAUGAAAAGGUUUCCAAAUAUUGGCCAGGAUUUGCACAAAAUAAUAAAGAGAAUGUGACAUUACUAGAAUUGGUAACACAUAAAGCUGGAGUAGGAUAUAUUGAUUCACAUCAAAUCAGUAAUAGAGAUUUACAUGAUCUUGAUAAAUUAUCUGAAAUUUUGGCCAACCAACCUCACAAUUUCGAUGGUAAACCAACCAAAGCUUAUCAUGGAGUUAGUCGUGGAUGGUAUUUAAAUGAAAUAGUUCGUCGAGUAGAUCCAAGACAUCGUACAAUUGGACGUAUAGUUAAAGAAGAGAUAAUGCCUGUUUAUAAUUUAGAAUUUUAUUAUUCCAUAUUUGACAUUAACAACAAUGAUGAUAAUGAUAAAUUGAAAUCUGUUUACGAAACAAGAGUCUCCAAUAUCUACACCUACCCAUUAUUACGUCUUUUUAGUAAAAUACUGUUACCUCAAUGGAUGAUAAAGGAACCUUUACACAAGAUAUUUAAUGAAAUGAUGAACAGUGAUAGUACUGCUUUUAAAACAUUGGUCAUGACUUCACCUGAUAAAUCUCAACCACAAGAAUGGAAUAAUUUGGAAAUGUUGAAACCCGAAGGCCCAAGUUAUAAUGGAAUCACCAAUUCCAGAUCAAUGGCAAAAUUAGGUGCUAUGAUGGCAAACGGUGGUAAAUCGUUACCAAUCAAAAACAAAAACAAUAAUAAAAGUAAAUUUUUAUUAAAAGAACCUGAUUUAAUGUCAUCAGAAACUUUUAAACUUAUAACAAAAAAAUUAGCACCAGAAUUUGACAAUGUAUUGCAAGAAGCCUUCCCAACAUCAAUUGGUGGAUUUGGAUAUUUUAAAUUGGAAGGAUUAGAGGAUGUUGAAUUAGUUGGAUGGGGUGGAUCAGGCGGAAGCAUGUUUUUAUGGAAUGAAGAGCUGAAAAUUAGUUUUGCUUAUUGUAUGAACGCCUUCCAUACUGCUUUAUUAGGUGAUAAAAGAAGUUUAAAAAUGAUUAAAGAGGUUGUUGAUACUCCACCAACACCCCGAGAUGUAAAACAGCCUCAUAUCAUCACCGACCCGUCCCCAAACUUCACUGUAGGCUUAAUGGUUCCUCUGGACGUCUUCGAUAAUAUAUUUAUAAACGUGUUGGAAAAUGAUGGAACUACAUCUUGUUUAGCUGCUGCUAUAACAUGUGCUUCGGUAGCUUUGGCGGAUGCAGGGAUUGAAAUGUUGGAUUUGGUUGCUGCUUGUUCUGCAUCAUUUAUUGGAGGACGGAUUUUUAUAGAUAGUAAUCUGAUGGAAGAACAACAUGAAACAGGUUCUUUGAUAUUAUCAUAUAUGCCAUCAUUAAAUGAGGUAACACACAUUCUACAAUCAGGUGAAGUGGAUUUUACACUUACAACACAAGCUAUUGAACAAUGUACUGAUGCAUGCAACAAUAUCUAUUCAGUGAUGAAUAAUAGUCUUAUGGAAUCUGCAUGGGAAUGGGCAUGGGCACCAGGAAAUGUUGGCACCAUACCAGGUACUAGUGCCACUGCCAAAGUGCUGCCAUUUUUUAUUUAUUUUGCUCCAAUUCUUCUGCCCGUGCCUCAACAUUUUAGGCAUGUCUGCUGA